This is a messenger RNA of Naegleria gruberi, 1461 nucleotides long. RefSeq lists its product as uncharacterized. The record is from RefSeq and is a predicted model, not a curated record. NCBI's taxonomy places the organism in Eukaryota, Heterolobosea, Eutetramitea, Acrasida, Naegleriidae. Bases 1 to 1461 code for a protein of 486 amino acids. The transcript has a single exon.
AUGUCACAACAUCAUCACAACAAUACUAGACCCAAUUUAUUAGAAAAUAUUCCUUUGGAAGUUUGGCAGAGUUGUAUUUUUGAAUAUUGGCUCGGACCCAUUCAUGAAAUCAAUCAGUGUUUGGAUAAAUUGAAUAUUGAUGAAAUUGAAAAGUUUAAAAAUGUAAUUUAUUCAAAGAUUAUUGAUGGAUUGGAUUUGAUGAGUGUGCGGAGUGUUCAUAAACUUUGUUAUUUGGUUUCUAGGAGAUUUAGAGAAUUGUUUAUAAAGGAAAUGGACGAGUUUUGGUUGAAGGUAUCGAAUAUGUUGGAGAUGGCUGUUUAUUGGAGAAGGUAUGAAACUUCAAAAGGUGCUACAUUAGCACAGGGUGAUAUUACGGCCAUAGAUUCUAUUCCCUAUGUGCAAAUGCAAAAAUUAAUUGAGGCCACUGAAAUGAAUCUAAAUAGAGAAUAUACUGAUAUUAUUGAUCCAUCCAUGUGUAGAGAACACUGGCAUAAUUCAAAUAUUAAAAAAAAGAAUGAUGUAAAUACGGAGCUGAUGCAUCAGGAAUUUGUAAAGAGAUUUGAAAAAUUAAUCAUCUCUCAAGAAAAAUACGAAAAGAUUAGAAAAGUAACUCAACUCGAUAGCUAUGAUUUGUUUUUACACAAGUCAUUUAUAAUAUCAUUGGACAUGAUUUCAUAUUUCGAUAGUGAAAGGUCUAAUUCAGGUUAUUCUAGUUUUAGCACUGAGACUCAAUGUCAAUUAUUCAAUAAGGGGCUCUUUUCCUUAAAACCUAACCCUAACUCUCUUGGAUUAAUUAUUUCACAUGCAGAAAACUCAGAGGAAGUACUUAACAUUGAUUCAAAAUUCAUAGCUAUUUCAAUUUCAAACUCUGAAUGGGCAGAAAAGCAGUUUACAAACAUUCCAAAUACUGUACAAUAUCUAUGUCUUGAAUUCAAUCAUCACUCCUAUUCAGGGUAUAAGAGCUUGAUAGAUAAACGCCUAUUUGAUGAGAAUGAUCCUGUAUUUCCCAAUGUUCGUGAUCUAACCAUUAGAAUCGGAUAUCCUGAAGAUGAUGACUAUUUCCUCCACAAUUUAGUCAUUGAAAAGAAUAUUCUUUCUGGAAUAACAAGGACGAGAUUUCCAAAAUUGAUAAGAAUUUCAAUUUGUGGCUUUGGAUCAAUGGAAUCUCUGUUAGAUUGUGAAAUUUUGAGCCAAUUACCUUAUGUGGAAAUUAUUCAAUUCUCUCAUGGAUAUGAUUACGAAUUGACUCGUCAUUGGUCAGAAAGAAAAGUUCAUGAAUUAGUAACAAGACAUCAAGAUUCAUUGAUUCAUCAUUUGGUAGUUCAUGCAUGUAUUAGUAGAAUCAAUAAUGAUGCUGAUUAUGGUUCAAUUAAGGAAUAUUACAAUCUCAGUAAGCCAAAGUUUGUGGCUUCCAUUUCUCAUUCCUCAUUCAAUGAAUAUUACGAAAAUUGCUUCGAAUAA